AUGAUAUCGCGCUCUUUUCUCCGAUCCUGCAAUGGCCAUGCGCAGGUGGGAAUUUCGAAAAGAAUUUGGGGCUCUUGUUUUUUGCCCUUUCGUGGCGUGGGUAGCCUUGUUCCUUUUGCCCAACAACAAAACAUUUGCGCAUUUUAGGUGGUUGUUAGAAUGGCUUCCAACGUAACUGUGAAGGUCCCUCUGAUCCCCGUUGAGAGGACUUCUUACAGUGGCAAAAGUUUGACCAAGGAUCCGAUCAGUGAGGUCGACCCAGACAUCUGGAAUCUAAUUAAAAAGGUUGGUGAUCGCCCUACAAUCAUUUUUACGUACUUUUAUUGUUCCAUUUUUUCUUUAUCCGUUAUGUUAUCCAUGCGGUUUUUAGGAAAAAAGUCGUCAGAAAAGAGGAUUGGAGUUGAUUGCCAGUGAAAAUUUUACUUCCAAAGCUGUUUCUGAUGCACUGGGAUCAUGUUUGAGCAAUAAAUAUUCUGAAGGAUACCCAGGGGCCCGGUAAGUUGGGGCUGUCUACUGUAACGUAAUAUUUUAGAUAUUACGCUGGAAAUGAAUACAUCGAUCAGGUAGAGUUGUUGUGUCAGGAAAGAGCUCUAAAAGUCUUCGGAUUGGACCCCUCCAAAUGGGGAGUGAAUGUUCAACCUUUGAGUGGAUCUCCUGCCAACUUUGCGGUUUACACUGCUUUGAUUGGGCCCCACGGCAGAAUUAUGGGUCUUGAGUUGUCUGAUGGUGGACAUCUGAGUCAUGGGUAAGGCGGAUUUUUUCUAUAGUUUUAUCUUGUUUUAGUUUCUUUUCGCCAGCCAAGAAAGUGUCAGCGACAUCUCUUUUCUUCGAAUCCAUGCCAUACAAAGUGAACAGAGAGACUGGCCUCAUCGAUUAUGAUAAACUUGAGGAGAACGCGGCCUUAUUCAGACCUCAAAUCAUCGUUGCUGGUAUGUAAAAACACCGUCACGUGUAUCUUUUUGUUUCAGGUAUCAGUUGUUAUGCCCGAUACUUGGAUUAUGCCCGUUUCCGUAAGAUCGCCGACUCGACUGGUGCAUACCUUCUGGCGGACAUGUCUCAUAUCUCGGGACUUGUGGCUGGAGGAGUAGCCCCGUCUCCCUUCGAGUAUGCUGAUGUCGUUAUGACCACUACUCACAAGUCUCUUCGUGGACCACGAGGCGCCUUGAUCUUCUACAGAAAAGGAGUUAGAAAGGUGACCCCUAAGGGAGAGGAGAUCAAGUAUGAUAUCGAGAACAGCAUAAACUGGGCUGUGUUCCCUGGACUUCAAGGAGGUCCCCACAAUCAUACUAUUGCUGGUAUUGCAGUUGCUCUCAAGCAAUGUGAAACCAAAGAGUUUGUUGAAUAUUCCAAGCAAGUGGCCGCCAAUGCGCAAGCUUUGGCCAAUAAGUUGAUUAAAUUGGGAUACAAAUUGGUGACGGGUGAGUAGUGAAAUAUUACAACCAAAAUACUUAUGACGAGUCCGUAUAAUUUGCACAAUGUGUUUUUCUCUGAUUUUUUGCGACCGUCGCCACGAUUUCCCGUUUUCUUCCAAGACAUGAACUUUUUCAUGAGGCGACUCCAAAUUUUACGCUCGACGCCGGUGAAAAAAAAAUCUACGGACUAUAUAUCCCGAGUAGUACUGGAUUUUGAAAAUCUGUGCAGAUCCAAAAUUGAGCCUACACUUCUUUUUCAAAAUCACUGUCCACCCAUUUUUACUUGAGUGGACAGUGGUUUUGCCACUCCCCUCCCUAGCUACCCUUUGAAUACAAUGAUGUAAUAUUGUGUAAUUUAUAGACGGUACUGACACCCAUUUGGUUCUGGUUGAUCUCCGUGCCAACAACUUGGAAGGAUCGAGGAUUGAAACCGUUCUGGACCUCGCAUUGAUUGCCUGUAACAAGAACACUUGUCCCGGUGAGUCGACUGUUCUUCUGGUUGGGAUUACAUAACUCUUUGGCCAAUUUACAGUCGACUCUGUGUGUUGCACCUCUUUCCCUUUAUGUUGUUCAUUUAUCCUUUCAUCUGAUAUCUGGUUUAAUAUAACAUGAAUAAUUUAGGUGACCAAACUCCCUUCAGACCCGGAGGCAUCAGACUUGGAACUCCAGCUCUGACUUCUCGAGGAUUCAAAGAAGCCGAUUUCGAAAAGGUCGCUGAAUUUAUCCACGACUCUAUCGAAGUCUACAAAAAACAUGAGCAUAGGUGUGGAAAGUUAAUCAAGGACUUCAAACACUUCGUUGAAACCGAUCAGGAAUUCUUGAAGGACAUCAAAGAAGUCGCUCGUAAUGUCGAGAAGUUCACCGCCAACUUUGAUAUCCCCGGAAAUGAUACUUAUUAA
Messenger RNA from Bursaphelenchus xylophilus (pine wood nematode), 2311 nucleotides. The record is from the annotation of a GenBank genome assembly. NCBI's taxonomy places the organism in Eukaryota, Metazoa, Nematoda, Chromadorea, Rhabditida, Aphelenchoididae.